AUGCGAUGUCGAACCCCUGAGUGCAAUCGCGGCUGCGAUGUGGCCGAUUGUGUGCAAGAGAUGAUGGAAAAGGAUCAAAGCCCCUGCUACGAGCUAGAGUUGAUGCGCGCGGUGCGAAACGGAAAUUUGGAGGGUGUGCGCCAUGCCAUCGCGAUGAAGGCAGAUGUGAAUGUGCGGCAGCCUUUGAAGCUCAUUACCAUUGAUCGCUACCAAUCUGGAGAACCCAUCCACAACUGUGGCCUCACACCUUUGAUGUAUGCAGCCAGCAACGGCAAAGCCAGUGUCAUUCGGGCUUUACUCAGUGCAGGGGCUCGUGUGGAUGAUACUGACGAGCGUGGCGUGACUGCCCUGCAUCUGGCGGCCGCCUCUGGGGACAUCCAUGGCUUCCGAGAGAUCAUCGACGCCAAGGCCAAGACCAAUUUGAUCACAGAAGAAGGUGAGAAUGUUUUGGACUUUCUACCACGCGAAGUCUUGGAGGACAAGGAGCUCUACUCGCAGUUCAAGGCGCUGUUGCCUGAUCUCGACGAGGUGGUGAAGCUUUGUCAGGUGGUUGGCGUCUUCCCGGGCGCACGCAUGAACGACGGAACGGAGGAAGUUCUGGAGGGCGGAUCGAUGGAAGAGCUGGAUGUGGAUGUCGAGAUGUUGAACUGGGAGGCCGUUGUGCAUUGUUUGUGGGCCAUGCUUCGUUAUUUUUUCACCACCCCCGGCUCCGGGUCGUCACGGCGCGGCGCCGAUGAGGACUGUGCUCAGCACCUGACGCCCCGAGUUGAGAAGACCUGGCGACAGCUCUACUCUCAGAAGUAUCGCAGUGUGUUGGAUUUGGUGAGCAAGAAGGCCAAGCGAAAAAGACAACUGUGGACGGAUUGCUGGAGAACCAGCCAUUUUGGUCCCACAGAGGCACAAGCAGAGUCCCCUUCGAGCCAGGCAGAUCAUUCUGUCCUCCGGUUGCUUCAAAUCUCCCAGCAGCAUAUUGAGAGCCAGCCGAGGGGCCCGGCUGGAAUGGAGCAUUCGUCUAUUUUGCAUGAAGCAUCCUGA
Messenger RNA from Cladocopium goreaui, 1035 nucleotides. Lineage: Eukaryota; Dinophyceae; Suessiales; Symbiodiniaceae. The record is from the annotation of a GenBank genome assembly.